Molecule: messenger RNA, 1231 nt
Organism: Acromyrmex echinatior (Panamanian leafcutter ant)
Lineage: Eukaryota; Metazoa; Arthropoda; Insecta; Hymenoptera; Formicidae
Product: calaxin
Molecular function (GO): calcium ion binding
Source: RefSeq, a predicted model, not a curated record
CGAAUAAUUUAGAAUUACCUGUAAUGUUAACAACCUAAUCUAAAAUUCCAAUUAAUUCGGCACUUUUAGUCAUUGAAUGGAGAUGUCUGAACAACGAAACGCCACGCCAACUGGGAGGGCAAAGCCGGGCGUCGGCGCCGGCGCCGACAUCGACGCCGAGGGUCGAACAGGUAUAAGCAUUCGUGCCGGCGCGACGCUCAUGAAAAGCGUUUCCAUUUUCUUGACGAGCGGUCGCAGAGCGUCGACAAACUCAAAGCGGCAGAUCUCUGCUGCUUCCGGCAAAGACGAGUCAUCAAGAAGGAGACGUCGCCGAAAGAUGCCGGAGGGCGGAGGCGUCAGGAAUUCCGCGUACAUCGUAAAAGUGAUCGAAUCCCUUAAAAAAAAGACGAGAUUCUCCAGGGUGGAACUGGAUAGUCUCUGCAAACUUUAUAAGAAAUUGACUACCAAUUCCAGCCAACAACAAGUUGGGUCGAUAUCUAUCGGCAGAAGGCCACAAUCGAGGCCAGCUGUCGAGAGAAUCGAUAGAACUAUUUUUCGAGAACUCCUUCACAAUACGUUUCACGUAAUCACCGAGGACAUUCUGGUAGAACGCUUGUUUUGCUGUUGGGAUCGAGAGAUUGAAGGUGCUAUCAGACUUGAACCGUGGAUUAUGGGACUAGACGUGUUCUUGCGAGGUAGUCUGCGUGACAAAAUCGUUUUCUGCUUUCACGUGUACGAUCUAAACAACGACGGAUACAUCACAAAAGACGAAAUCUUUCAGCUGCUCAAAAAUUGCCUGAUAAAGCAGCCCGGUGAAGAAGAUCCAGACGAAGGAGUGAAAGAUCUGUCGGAGCUGGCCUUGAAGAAACUUGACGUCGAUCACGAUGGAAAAAUAUCAUUUCGAGAUUAUGAGACAGCAGUUAUAGAGGAACCGUUAUUAUUAGAAGCGUUCGGACAGUGUCUGCCUACUGAUGAAAGCUGCGCAGAUUUCUUAGUGACUCUUCAACUCUGAAAAUAUACGUAAAAUUAAUUAUAGAAGAUAUUUUGCAUAAUAAACGUUCUUUCAAUAAGAGAUAUUUUUAACAAUUGAUAUUAGUUAUUCAUGAUAUGAGGAUUAUACCCAUGUAUCUCUCUCAAACUUCUUACUCUGUUAUGUAUUUUAUCAUUUAUCAAUAUAUGCAAUACGUAGAAAUAGGUCAGCCCGAUUGAACUCUUGUACGUGUAAUUGAGCAGAAAAUACAUCUAUUGUUAU